Molecule: messenger RNA, 447 nt
Organism: Serinus canaria (Common canary)
Lineage: Eukaryota; Metazoa; Chordata; Aves; Passeriformes; Fringillidae
Gene: RPRM
Product: reprimo, TP53 dependent G2 arrest mediator homolog
Exons: 1
Coding region: 33-443 (136 amino acids)
Source: RefSeq, a predicted model, not a curated record
UGAACGGCUCCUCGGCGGGGCUCCCGGCGGGGAUGAACGGCUCGCUGGGGGUCCCGGCGGGGAUGAACGGCUCGCUGGGGCUCCCGGCGGGGAUGAACGGCUCUCUGGGAAUGCCGGCAGCGCCGAACGGCUCCUCGGCGGCGGCGGCGGGGCUGCUGGCGGGGGCCGGGGGCGCGGCGCUGGAGCUGGAGCGGGCGCUGCGCUGCUGCACCGCCGCCUCCGUGGUGACCGACGGCAGCGGCGCGGCGGCGGACGAGCGCAGCCUGUACAUCAUGCGCGUGGUGCAGAUCGCCGUCAUGUGCGUGCUGGCCCUCACCGUGGUGUUCGGCAUCUUCUUCCUCGGCUGCAACCUCCUCAUCAAGUCCGAGGGCAUGAUCAACUUUCUGGUCAAGGAGCGCCGCCCGUCCAAGGAGGUGGAGGCGGUGGUGGUGGGGCCGUACUGACCGC